Messenger RNA from Medicago truncatula (barrel medic), 1522 nucleotides. RefSeq names its product cold-responsive protein kinase 1. Lineage: Eukaryota; Viridiplantae; Streptophyta; Magnoliopsida; Fabales; Fabaceae. Gene Ontology annotation, biological process: protein phosphorylation. Gene Ontology annotation, molecular function: ATP binding; protein kinase activity. The coding region runs from base 247 to 1416 and encodes 389 amino acids. The record is from RefSeq and is a predicted model, not a curated record. The transcript is spliced from 7 exons.
AAAUAGAUCAACUUCACCGAACCAGCGGUCGCCUUAAAAGCAUUACAAUUUUGAUUAAAAGUCAUACAUACAGAGUCUCUCUCUCUCUCUCUCUCUCUCACAUUUUCUUGUUCGACGCGAGAAAAGAAAUCCUGAAUCAACGAAUUUCACAACACAAUACUGCACUGCCUGGAGCCGUGCUUGGUUUUACUUCAGUUUAAGUUUGUUUGAUCAAUUGGAGCACUGUACUGCACUGCGGUUACUCUCAUGACUUGUUGCUCUCAAUUUUUUAGGUCUUCUUCAUCCACACGAUUCACCGGAACAGAUAUAGAUAUUUCAGAACUUCACAAUGUCAAAAUUUACACUUAUAAGGAAUUGCGAAUUGCCACUUCAGGGUUUAGUCUUGCAAACAAGAUAGGGCAAGGAGGUUUUGGAUCAGUCUAUAAGGGAAAGUUGAGAGAUGGAUGCAUGGUAGCUAUAAAAGUUUUAUCAGCUGAAUCAAAACAAGGGGUCCAAGAGUUCUUGACAGAAAUCAAGGUGAUCUCUAGUAUAGAGCAUGAGAAUCUUGUGAAGUUGAAUGGUUGUUGUGUGGAAGACAAUCAUAGAAUUUUGGUAUAUGGCUAUCUUGAGAACAAUAGCCUAGCACAAACACUUCUUGGUUCAGGCCAUAGUAGCAUUAAAUUCAGUUGGCUUGUAAGGCGCAACAUUUGCAUAGGUGUUGCUCGAGGGCUUGCAUUCCUUCAUGGAGAGGUUCGACCACAUAUCAUUCAUAGAGAUAUAAAAGCCAGCAAUAUAUUACUUGACAUAGAUCUCCAACCCAAAAUUUCAGAUUUUGGCCUUGCAAAGCUUAUCCCCCCAAACCUGACUCAUAUUAGUACAAGGGUUGCUGGAACUGCUGGUUAUGUCGCACCUGAGUAUGCAAUACGAAAUCAAGUGACAAGAAAAUCAGACAUCUAUAGUUUUGGAGUGCUACUAUUAGAAAUUGUUAGUGGGAGGCCCAACACAAACAGACGCUUACCUGUUAAAGAACAAUAUCUUCUGACAAGGGCAUGGGAUUUGUACGAGGAAGGGGAGCUAAAAAAUUUGGUGGAUGUUUUUCUAGAAGGGGACUUAAAUGUUGAGGAGGCAGUCAAAUUUUGCAAGGUUGGUCUUCUUUGCACGCAGGACUCUCCUCAGCUCCGGCCUUCUAUGUCCACUGUGCUUAAAAUGCUUAUUGGUGAAAAAGAUGUGAACGAUGAUAAUAUGAUAAAACCAGGCAUGAUAUUUGAAUUUGUAGAUGCCAAUGACCUAGGGAACAAAAGAGGUAAGGCUGAAAUGGAAAGUACAUGUACUUCUUUGUUGGCAGGUUCAGGGAAUCAAGAUGAUUCAUCUUCAUCAGGAACUGGGACCUCUUUUGCUACCAUGACGUUCACAGCUAUUUAUGAUCGAACCAAUUAAUUUGAAUUGAGUGUUGGGGUAAGCCCUAUUAGCUAAUUAAGUAGAUUGGAUUCAUUUUUGUAUCACGACAUUAAUUUAUAUAUUUUUUAUUCGUCGUUUUUUGUUA